Mya arenaria is the source of this 4600-nucleotide messenger RNA. Its product is annotated as zinc finger protein 484-like. NCBI's taxonomy places the organism in Eukaryota, Metazoa, Mollusca, Bivalvia, Myida, Myidae. The record is from RefSeq and is a predicted model, not a curated record. The transcript is spliced from 4 exons. Gene Ontology annotation, biological process: regulation of transcription by RNA polymerase II. Bases 93 to 1256 code for a protein of 387 amino acids. Gene Ontology annotation, molecular function: RNA polymerase II cis-regulatory region sequence-specific DNA binding; DNA-binding transcription factor activity.
CUUACAUAUAGUAUUCGUGUUUUUGCAAUCUUGGUCUUUUGCUGCAUGCCCUAUAAUCGAUCAAUUUUAUCGACGUUGAGCUGGACAUUUAAAUGAUGAGCAUGUACCUGAUGAUGCUGUAUGUCACUGUGGAACAAGAGGUUGCUCUCAAGUCUUACUUCGGUGAGCAGGGCUGGUUCUUCAAGAAACCAGACAUGUCAGUACUUACAGAGAAUCUGGGUGGAUUUGUUCAGACCACAAUGAAAAAAGACAUAACAUGGCCAGUGGAAUCUGACCAACAUCCGAUAGAGAGAAUACUUAACCCAACAACAGGUGCUGUAGAAUACCCAGAAAUGUCAUCCGUUAAGCGUAAAGCUCAAGAGGAAAGUAUAUCAACUCUUCAAGCAGCCAAACAAAUUAAAGUUACCAAUUCUAGUUCUACUAUGACUUUUGAAGACAAUUCCCUUCAUGAUGUUACAGAAAGUUUUGUUGAUGGCCUUGUUCCAAAACUUGAACAGGAAUUAGAGGAGAUAUGCAACAAAAAUGAUAGUGUUAUGGACAAUACAGUUGACAAAGCAAGUGAUAUAAACAAUGGGUUCAGGACAGAUGUAGGAUUAAUACAAACAAUAAACAAGGAAGGAAAAAGGGUUACUGUUAAGGAAGAGCCAGAUAUUUCAGAAGAUAAUGACAAUGUUGAUGAUAAUGACAUUCAAGUUGAAGUGAUGCAAGGUGCUUCCGGUGAUACCAAUGAUGAAUUUGGACGGGCAAAGGAAAAACACACUAGCAAUAGAAAAAAGAAAGAAGGGAGACCAAAGGCUCCAUCGGAAGCGUUCUGUGUAUGCCGCUUUUGUGGGAAGCAGUUUCGUAACAAGUCCACGUUUCGCCAACACGAGGCAAGACACGCAGGGACAACCCCAUACAAGUGCGAGAUAUGUGGGAAACAGAACGUCUCAAAGACAGCUCACACACUUCACAUGCAGAGGGUUCAUAUAAAAGAGAAGAAACAUGUGUGUGAUAAAUGCGGUAAAGGCUUCACUACAGAAGUUGGUCUUAAACUUCACAAGGACAGGGAGAAUAAAGUGUAUAAAUACAAGAUAUACAAAUGUGAUCUCUGUAAAUUUGCAACUGAGAAGAAGUCAGACCUUGAUGAUCAUUCGAGCAAGCAUACAGGGGUCGGACAUCAUAUGUGCAGAAUGUGUGCAAAAACUUACCACUUCCGGGCAAGCCUGCGAGUUCACAUGACGCGUGCUCACAAAUUGGACAAAAAUAAAACUUGACUUUUAUGUUUUCCAAAUAACUGCUUAACUUCAGGGGAGAUUUGAUAUGUUGGUUGACUGUACAAUGUAUUCAUUACUGAAUAGUGAUACAAUACUGCUAUUAAAAUAUUAGCUGUCUAGUACCUUUCCACGAUCCAUCAUAGAAGUUGCCUUUACAAAAAAGGUUUAUGUGGAUAUAAAUCAUAUUUCAACGUUUUUAAAAAAGUACAUGUAUUUAUAAUCGAUAUAACAAACAUUAACACUGAAUGUUAAAGCUGCACUUUCACAGAUGAAAUGUUUUGACAACUUCUUUUAUUUUUGUCUUGGAACAGCCAAAUUUUGCGAAAAUCCAUGGAAACCUGUAAAAUAAGAUUGCUGACGUAAAAUUAGAUCGCAGAUUUUUAUAUUUCAGUUCAAAAAUUGAUCUUUUAUGCAUUUUAGCUCUACUGGCCAAACAAUUGCUUGUGGACACGAUACAGUCUGCAAUUUUGAUUGUAUCUCGAUAAUACUUGUACAGUAUUUAGAUAUCUAUUAGAGCUUGGUUCCUUUCGAAAACCAGCCAGAUCCGCCCAUGCAUGCCUAGAUUAUGGGCCUUGUAAGUUUUAAAGAAAUGCUCUUUUUAGCUAAACUAUUUUUAGCAAAGUCUGCAUGAGCGGACUGUGUAUUUUUGGCCAAGUUUACAUGUAAUGUCAAGUCUAGUUGUAAAGGGAGACAACUUUCUUUUUUGGUUCUGCAGUUGAUUUUGUGAAUUACUCUGCCUUGUUCUUGUUGAAAGGUCGAAUGCCAUUAUUUUAGCUGUAUUGGCCAAAGCGUCUGUAGUUCGCAUUUAUCUAAACAAAAUUGGUUGCGAAUAUUUGUUCAAAUUAUGCCUCCGGGGUCAUUACUGGCCACGCCCCAGGGUUCACAGGUUUGGUAUACUUAAAUUGGGAAAUGUUUGAAAAUCGUUUUGUGUGUUUGCGCAUCCAUCUAAGCACAGAGUUUGUUCAAAUUAUGCCCCUGGGGUCAUUCUGGCCACUCCCCGGGGUUUACAGGUUUGCUAUACUUAAAUUGGGAAUGUUUGAAAAUCUUUUUGUAUGAACCAGCUAUGCAGACACUUAGUAUUUCGAAUACGGCAUAAUAUAGUGGUCGGCUACCAUGGUUGUUCAAAUUAUGCCCCUGGGGUCAAAACUGGCACUGUCCCGGGGGGGUCACAAGUUUCAUAGAGACUUAUUUAAGAAAUAUUUAAAAAAAAAUCCUGUUUCAAACCACAAGGCUCAUACCUUUGAUAUUUGUUGUGGAGCAUCAUAUGAUGACUCUCAAGCAAAACAGUGCCCCAGAGUCCAAGCUGGCCCCACCCAUUUUGACCUUUUAUUUUUAUUUUUAAAGCUACAGCAAUGAUAUUUGGACCAUGUGUACAGUUUUGCAAACUAGCAUCAAUGUUGUCCUCGGAUGACCUUGAUUUUGACCUUUUGACCAACUUUAAUGCCCCCGAGGGUGGGCAUAUUAAAAUCGCACCGUCUGUCCGUGUGUCUGGCUAAAUAAAUCGUGUCCGGGCUGUAACUUUCUCUGGUAUGAACAGAUUCUAAACUAACUUGCCACAUGUGCUCGACAUACAAAGACGAUGUGUCGCGUGCAAGGCCCGUGUCCUUACCUCUAAGGUCAAGGUCACACUUAGUGUUUAUUCACAAUGGAGUGCUGCAUAUAAGGACAUAGAGUAUAGGUUGUCGUGUCCGGGCUGUAACUUUCCCUUGUAUGGACAGAUUUUAAACUAACUUGCCACAUGUGCUCGACAUACAAAGACGAUGUGUCGCGUGCAAGGCCCGUGUCCUUACCUCUAAGGUCAAGGUCACACUUAGUGUUUAUUCACAGGAAUGCUGCAUAUAAGGACAUAGAGUAUAGGUUGUUGUGUCCGGGCUGUAACUUUCCCUUGUAUGGACAGAUUUUAAACUAACUUGCCACAUGUGCUCGACAUACAAAGACGACGUGUCGCGUGCAAGGCCCGUGUCCUUACCUCUAAGGUCAAGGUCACACUUAGGUGUUUAUUCACAAUGGAAUGCUGCUUAUAAGGACAUAGAGUAUAGGUUGUCGUGUCCGGGCUGUAACUUUCUCUUGUAUGGACAGAUUUUAAACUAACUUGCCACAUGUGUUUGACAUACCAAGACGACGUGUCGCGUGCAAGACCCGUGUCCUUACCUCUAAGGUCAAGGUCACACUUAGGUGUUUAUUCACAAUGGAAUGCUGAAUAUAAGGACAUAGAGUAUAGGUUUUCGUGCCGGGCUGUAACUUUCUCUUGUAUGGACAUAUUUAAAAAUAACUUGCCACAUGUAUUUGACAUACCAAGACGACGUGUCGCAUGUAAGACCCAUGUCCCUACCUCUAAGGUUAAGGUCACACAUGUUUAUUCAAAAUGGAAUGCUGCAUAUAAGGACAUAGAGUGUAGGUUUUCGUGUCCGGGCUGUUACUUUCUAUGGUAUGGACAGAUUUUAAAAUAACUUGCCACAUGUGUUCGACAUACCAAACGACGUGUCUCGUGCAAGGCCCGUGUCCCUACCUCUAACGUCAAGGUCACACUUACAUGUUUAUUCACAAUGGAAUGCUGAAUAAAAGGACUUAAGAGUGUUGGUUGUCAAGUAUGGAUGGUAUAUUUUUAGGUUCACAGGCAAUUUAAAAUAACCUGCCAUAUGUAUUUGACACGUAACGGCAAGAUCAACCUUUCAUGUACUGACCUUGUUCAUAGGUCAAUGACACAAUCGGGGGCAUUCGUCAAAUACUGUGACAACUCUUAGUUUUUUUAAAGCUACAGAAAUGAAAUUUUGACCAUGAGAACAGUUUUGAAAGCAGUUUGUUUUUUGUCAGAUGACCUUUACUUGGCACAUAUUAAAAUACAGUCGAAACUCGUUGGCUCGAUAUCUCAUGGCUCGAUAUCCUCGUUGGCUCGAACCAAAUUAAAAGGACCGAUUUUAUUUACUCUUUGUUCAUAUAAUUUUCGAUCGGAUGGCUCGAUAUCUUGAGGGUCGAUAUUUCUCCACGCUCGAAGUCGUUUUCGCGGUCCCAAACAAGAAUUUCACACUUUGAUUUGUUUGCUUGGGUCGAUGUCAUUUUCGCGGGUUCAGUUAAGAAUCUCACACCUUGAUUUGUUUGAUUGGCUUCAUUUAGCACAAGGCGCUAAUCGAUUAAAAUUGCUUGACUGAUAUUAUAAUUAUUAUCGAAUUUAAAUGGUUUAACAGUUUGAAUAAACAUGCCAUCACUUUAAGUUCUGUCUCUUAUUGUUAUCCAUCCCUAAAUUACUAUGCAUUUUGAAAUAACUUUUAAGCUAUGUUUGUGUUACCCACUAUUUACAAUUGCAUAAAUGUAUUUUUAUUAUAAAUAAAAAAAUAAAAUGAUGU